This is a messenger RNA of Carya illinoinensis, 4458 nucleotides long. Its product is annotated as protein FAR1-RELATED SEQUENCE 5-like. Bases 2575 to 4059 code for a protein of 494 amino acids. The record is from RefSeq and is a predicted model, not a curated record. NCBI's taxonomy places the organism in Eukaryota, Viridiplantae, Streptophyta, Magnoliopsida, Fagales, Juglandaceae. Gene Ontology annotation, molecular function: zinc ion binding. The transcript is spliced from 8 exons.
CUCUCCACCCAACUGGAAAUUCCUCUCUCUAUGAUACGUUCUCUCUCCAAUACUUUCUCUCUCUAAAUUAAACAAAUUAAGCACAAACUUCAUUUUUAACCCAUUUUAAUGUGAUCUUUCUCCCUCACCCCACCCAACUGCAGCUGCAACAUCCCCCUCUCUUUUGCUUUAAAAUACAUUCUCUCUAGCUUGCCACGGCAUCGAAUAGAGCUCAUGCGCAUAUUUUGCUUUGAAGCUUUGCCUCACAAAUCAAAUGGACGGGAUGGAGUUGAAUCUCGAAGGAGUUAAAAGUACAGGCUUUGCAAUAUUGCCGUUUUGGCGUUCGAUUAUUUCUACGCAAGACAAUGAAGAUAUUUCAAGAGUCGUUUUACGCAUUUGAAAAUUGGGAUUUUUGUUGUAAAAUGUUUGAACGAGUCUGAAAGUGAUUUCAUUGGAAAAAUCUAUUUACAACCGGCCAGGAGAACCGCGGGGCACCGCAUCCCACGUGGCCACUUGAAAAUAUAAUUUUUCUUCUUCCUCAAAACCAACUUUUUCCUCUCUCUUCAAAUUCUUCUGCUUUUCCCUCUGUGAACUUCAACGAACCAUCUGCAGCUUAUUAGUGCUGUUAAUGGCGACUCAUUUGUUCUUUUCCUUUCCCUUAUUUACAUUUACAAGUCAUUAUUACUAAGCUCUUCUUUUCUUUUCUGUAUUAUUUGUUUUUCCGUACUCCCAAUAGUACUCUUAUGACCAUAUUGCUAAGCUUAAACGAUGUAGGAAAACAAAAUCCCAAAAAAUUCCAUUACUGAGUUUAGCGAAGCCAUAAGUGUCCAGGUCAAGAUUGGACAAUAAGUAAGGGUCUAAUCACAAACUUUAUGCUGGGUUUGCAAUUUUUGUUAUGGGUAUUCUUUUUUAGUUAUAAUGGUGUCUUUGGGUCUGGAAGAAGAGAUCACGUUGCCUGUAGCAGACCAAUGAUCCAGAUGCCGAGAAGAAAGACACAAUGACGACGACGACGACGACGCGAUCUCUACGCCCGUCUCUGUCUUUGCUAUUUAACAUGAAUUCUUCCCCCUCUCUCUCUGUUUUCUUCUCUUUUUUAAUUUUUUGUUCCUUUUUUUUUUCAUUUAUUUUUAUUUUAUUAUUUUAUUGGCUGACGUGGUAUGCCGAUGUUCCCACGGUUUCGCAACUCGGUUGCAUGUAGUAGAGCUCUGAAACCCAUUUCAGAACCGGACCUCAACGCUGCAGAAAAAACCCAUUUGAAGACCCAUUUCAAAGCCGCACCUUCACGCUGCAGAAGGUUUUCGUCCAUUGGUUCAAGCUGCAGAAGCUCAGCGUCCAUUGUUGAGUUCAUAUCGUCUCAUCAUGGAAAAAGGGGAAGAACACUCAUCUCCCCUAACACCAUCUAGCUCAAAUCUCCCAACCACGGGCAUACCGUCAACUUCUCUAACAUUCAGAAAUUACAUGCACAUGCACGGUUACUAUGGAGAACUUCCUACGCGGUCACCAGGUCUAAUGCAAUAGCAAGAUGGCUACCAAUAUUCAUUCAAUAUUCAAGAGUACGAUGUUGGUUACCCAACUUCUGUUAUGACUACUGGAUCCGCCGCAAACAAAAGAGAUGAUAUAGAAGACUUGUCUCCCGAAACUGAUAUCCCAUGUACCUCCGCUGAAGUUGAAGAAAGCGGAAAAGAUAGAGCUGAUGGUAUGGAAACCACCACGGAUGUCGUUGCCAAGACAGCUCAGUUAGAUGAUGGAGUUGGUGGUGACACGAUUGAGGAGCCCAAGUCGAAGAUGGGGUUUAAUUCUUUUGAAGAGGUAAUGACUUAUUACAAGCAGUAUGCUAAGAAUAUUGGGUUUGGAGUGAUGACAAGAAGGACUGAGAAGGGAGAUGAUGGGACUGUCAGAUAUGCCACCCUCGGGUGUGCCCGUGGUGGGAAAACCCGUAAUAGGACGUUGAAUGUUGCCAGACCACGUCCGACUGGGAAAACGGAGUGUAAGGCGAAGAUUAAUGUCUUAAAAGUUGACGGAAAGUAUGAGUUGACAACAGUUAAUAACAUUCAUAACCACGGCCUUAGUCCAAAAAAAGCCCGCUUCUUUCGAUGUAAUAGAGAAGUGUCUGAAUCCGUAAAAAGAGUGUUAGAUACAAAUGAUUUGGCUGGUAUCCGAAUGAAUAAGAGCUUCGGAUCUCUUGUCGUUGGCGCGGGAGGUUUCGAAAACCUCCCGUUUUUGGAAAAGGAUUGUCGGAAUUACAUCGAUAAGGCCCGACAUUUACGACUUGGCGCUGGUGGUGCUGGAGCACUUCAGGAAUAUUUUUUGCGGAUGCAAUACAAGAAUCCUGGGUUCUUUGCGUCCAUGGAUUUAGAUGAUGACGGGAGGUUAAAGAAUGUCUUUUGGGCAGACCCCCGUAGUAGGGCAGCCUAUGAAGAUUUCGGUGAUGUGGUUACAUUCGACACCACAUAUCUGACGAAUAGAUAUGGGAUGCCAUUCGCACCAUUUGUAGGUGUAAACCACCACGGCCAGUCAAUUCUUUUGGGAGCUGGAUUGAUAUCCAGUGAGGAUACGGCAACGUUUGUAUGGUUAUUCAAGACUUAGUUACAGUGUAUGGAUGGUAUAGCUCCUAGAGCUAUUAUCACUGAUCAAGACAGAGCAAUGAAGAAUGCUAUUGCUCUUGUCUUUCCACAAAGUCGACAUCGAUUUUGUUUGUGGCAUAUCUUGAAAAAAGUCCCUGAAAAGCUUUCCUCCUAUUCUGCCUACAAAAGUGGGAUGAAAGCUGCUUUGAUGAAAUGUGUGUAUGACACCCAAAAUGUUCAAGAGUUUGAAAGCGCUUGGGAGCAGUUAAUCACCACUUACAAUCUGGAGGAGAAUAGUUGGCUGAAAAGUUUAUAUACUGACAGAAAGCAUUGGGUACCGGCAUUCUUGAAAGAUUCUUUCUGGGCAGGGAUGAGUACAACGCAGCGGAGCGAGAGCAUGAAUGCUUUUUUUGAUGGUUAUGUUCAUGUGAAGACAAACUUGAAAGAGUUUGUCGACCAGUUUGACAACGCUUUGAAGAAGAAAAUUGAGAAUGAAAAUAACGCUGACUUUCACUCAUUUAGCGUCACAAUUCCCUGCAUAUCUAGAUCUCCGAUCGAGAAGAAGUUUCAAGAAUUAUAUACGAAUGCAAAAUUCAGGGAAGUUCAGCGAGAACUGCAAUGUCUUAUAGAUUUGGCCCCAGAGUUGCUUAAGAGAGAUGGUGGUGUAAAGACAUAUCAUGUAGAGGAUGAAGUUCAUGUGGAAGACUUCACUAAGCUUGUUACAUAUUCAGUGGACUUUAGUGAGGUGGAUACAGUUGCAAAGUGUUCGUGUGGGCUAUUUCAGAUGAGGGGCAUAGUGUGCAGGCAUAUUUUGGUUGUGUUUAAGUCUAAUGGUAUAAAAGAUUUGCCAAAUCAGUACAUUUUGGACAGAUGGAGGAAGGACAUCAAGAGGAGGUACACGUUAAUUGCUGGCAGCUAUGACGCAGGGGCUCAGCGAGCAGAUGCUAACAGAUAUUCUACUCUGUUGAAUAUCUGUUAUAAGAUGAUUACUUACGCUGCGGGUUCAAAAAAACAUACCGAGGAUGCAACACAGAAGUUGUAUUCAAUGAUUGAGUUAUAUAGUGAGAACCAAGAACCUCCAUCAAGAACAUGCACGGGUUCCAAUGUUAUUCCUUCGAUACCGGAGACAGCUGCAUGUGUGGGUUCACAGAAAGUACUCAGUCCGCUAGUAGUAAGAGGAAAAGGCAGACCACCAUCUCUGAGGAGAGCAUCGAUAAUGGAAAAAGAGAUGCGGAAAGUUAAAGCGAAGGCAAAGAAUGCAACAGUCAAGGGAAAACGGAAACAGAGGGAUGGAGGAGAUACAGCAUUGCCAGAUACGCGUCGGAAUUUAUUUGGCCCAUCUGAAAAAGAUAUGUGUGAAGUUGGAUUGUCGCAGCUUGUUGAAGACAACUCAAUAAUUGAAAAAUCUCGAAUGGAGCGCCAAGAAUCAAUGAUCGCCAGUCAAGAAAUAAUGUUAUUUGGGAUGGAUGGAUCACAACCAAUUGAUGGAUCACAACCCGUAGAUGGUACUCAUUAAUGAAUAUAAUCCGAAUGUCUCCUAGCAGGAAGUAUAUUGAAGGGGCACUAUUUGGACUGUACAUGAUUAGCCAAAGUCAUUCAGGGAAAUGAAGUUCAUGUGGAACAUGCGUAUGGGCUAUUGAAAAUGUUGGAUGUAUUUAGUGUUCCAUCACCAGGUCGGGAAGGGAAUUUGAGAACCAUGUUUUAUGUUGAGUAUUGUUUGUAUAUUCUGGGUUCUUGCUGCCCAAGUUCAUGUGCAAUAGCAUUCGGAUGGUCUUUCACUAACUAAGUGAGGUGAAUGAUAGAAUGUGGGCUGAUUUAAUUUGGGUGUAAAGACAAUACUAUGGAAGACCCGUUUCCUCCUAUUCUAACAGUUAGAUAAUCUUAAAUUUAGUUGGAUUUCUAUCUUGACAUUGAA